Molecule: messenger RNA, 870 nt
Organism: Striga asiatica
Lineage: Eukaryota; Viridiplantae; Streptophyta; Magnoliopsida; Lamiales; Orobanchaceae
Source: the annotation of a GenBank genome assembly
AUCGUAAGUCGCUGCAAGAUUGCUGUACACACCGAGCGUAUCGUGGUGGCAUGGCCCACACUCCUUCUCCAGUAUCCCUCUGGCCUCCUCAAACAGCCCGGCCGCUUCAUCUAUUCUGAAGAGCUGCACACAGGCCAGCCCCAUCUGGUUCAGAACCACCCCAAAGAAAGCAGAACUCCUCUCCCCAUAACCCCUCAGCUUCUCAACCGCACUCGCGAACGAAGCCCUCGACUCCUCAUACCUUCCCACCACAUAAAGCAUCACCCCCAAACGGGCCUCUAUUCCGGCAACCGUGGCCAGCUGCCCUGGCUUAUCCUCCAAAAGCUUCAUAGCUUUGUGCAACAGCUUCAGGGCCUCCUCAGGCUCGUUGAACAUCUCGUAGAUGGCCGAGAUCUCGGUGAGGCCGGUGGCGAUGUCCUCCGGCAAAGUCCCCGGGACAGGCUUGGCAUAUAUCCUGAGGGCGUUCUCGCAUUUGCCCGUCUUGUGGUAGAGCUCGGCCAGCCUGGCAAAAACAGAAGCAACCGAGGGGUGGUGGUCACCUCUGGAGGACUUGAAGACGGUAAGAGCCUUCUGAUAGGAGAAGACGGCCUCGUCGAAGCGUGUGAGGGCCGAGUAGAUGUUGCCGAUGCACACGUCGAUGGCAGCGACCUCGGCCUCGUGGCCGUGAGCAAUCAUGGCCAUGCUGGCGAGGACGAGGUGCUCGAGGGCCGACUCGUGAUCGGAUUUGGCCUCGCAGAUGAGGGCCAUCAGACGGCGGUCCGUGGCCUCCUCAAGGGAAGCAGGCGGGCUGUGCACACGAUGGAUCUCAAGGGUCUUUUUGCACAGCCUCUCCGCCUCCUCGAAUUGCAUUGCCUGGACAUGGGCCUCCGC